AAAAAAUCUCAGAAAUCGUUUCAGUAUCAGUUUAGUUUUCUAAACUAACGCAGCAGGGCGUUGAUUAUAAUCACUAAAGCCGAUAAUAAUCAUAUCAAGAGAUGUCACUGUUGUGUGUUGGAGUGAAAAAAGCCAAGCUCGAUGGACCCCUAGAGAAAUUUAACACCUACGUGUCACUGAAGGUUCAGAAUGUGAAAAGCACCACCAUUGCCGUUCGAGGCAGUCAGCCAUGUUGGGAACAGGACUUCAUGUUUGAGAUUAACAGGCUAGAUUUGGGCCUGACAGUGGAGGUGUGGAACAAAGGACUGAUAUGGGACACCAUGGUUGGCACAUUGUGGAUCCCUUUGCACAGUAUUCGACAGUCGAAUGAGGAAGGGCCAGGUCAAUGGCUGACUUUAGAUUCCCAGGUUAUCAUGGCCGAGAACGAGAUCUGCGGCACAAAAGAUCCCACCUUCCAUCGAGUGCUUUUGGACACACGAUUCGAACUACCAUUAGAUAUACCGGAGGAGGAGGCUCGAUACUGGGCUAAGAAAUUGGAACAGCUCAAUGCCAUGAGGGACCAAGAUUAUACAUACCAGGAGGAGCACGAGAGACCACUUCCAGUGCCAUCAACACAGUGCUGUAACUGGAGUCUAUGGGGGGACCAGCAGAAUGAUGAUCCAGACAGUGCUGUGGAUGAUCGAGACAGCGAUUACCGCAGCGAAACCAGUAACAGCAUCCCACCUCCAUACUACACCACAUCUCAGCCCAAUGCAUCUAUGCACCAGUAUCCCAUCCGACACAUGCACCAUGGCUCCCGCUACAACGAUAUGCAUGACUAUGAAUACGAUAACCAGCGAGCAAUUAGCCCCACCGGCAGUAGUCACUAUGCCUCCUCGGGUGAGCUGAGCCAUGGCAGCUCCCAGCUCAGCGAAGAGUUCGGCCGUGAGGAUGGUGAGAGUUUCCGUGGUUCUGGAGAAUUCUAUGAUGAGAACGACUCUUACCACUCCUGCCAUUCCUCCGUUAGCUAUGGUAAAGACUCACCCGGUUGGGACCCAGAUGAACCACAGGGUGUCUACAGUGAUGAUGGGGAGUACAACAAAGAUGGAGGUGAAGAGGGUGCACUCUAUGAUGAAGAAGAUGGAGAGAUCUAUGAACAAGAUCCCUAUGAAGAGGAAGAGGUGGGGAGGGUGUAUGAAGAGGAUGAAGAUCUGUACCCAUUGGACGGUACAAUCAGUGAAGAACAGGAGACACCAUACACCCCCACUCCGACCAGCACGGCCCCAACACUGGCCCCUGAGGCCCCCACCAGCCGUCCACCACUUGAGAAACAGGCUUCCAUGCACCAGCAACAUCCCCCGCAAUCCCAAUUCCAGACUAUAGAGCCCAAGAGAGAGUCCCUGCCCCCACAGCAGCCACAAGAUCUGGAGACACCAGUGGACCCUGCAGUAAGGGCCAAAGCCAACUGGCUACGACUCUUCAACAGGGUUCGCCUUCAACUGCAGGAGGCUCGAGGCGAGACUCCAGGACUUGCGUCACUCUUUAUGCAAGCAGGGCCUGGAGGUGCUCUUUACAGCAUAGACAGCAUGCCUGACCUUCGCAAGAGAAAAGCUAUCCCUCUUGUCCGAGACUUGGCAAUGUCUCUUGUCCAGAACUCUCGAAAGGCAGGCAUUACAUCUGCUAUGGCCUCCAGUACACUUAAUAAUGAAGAACUGAAGAGUCACGUCUAUAAGAAGACCCUGCAGGCUUUGAUUUAUCCCAUCUCCUGUACCACGCCACAUAACUUUGAGGUGUGGACGGCCACCACGCCCACCUACUGCUAUGAGUGUGAGGGGCUUCUGUGGGGCAUUGCUCGACAGGGUAUGCGCUGCACUGAGUGUGGUGUCAAGUGCCACGAGAAGUGUCAAGAUUUGCUGAAUGCUGACUGUCUGCAGAGGGCAGCUGAGAAGAGCUCUAAGCAUGGAGCUGAGGAUCGCACGCAGAACAUCAUAAUGGUGUUGAAAGACAGAAUGAAGAUCCGUGAGCGAAACAAGCCUGAGAUAUUUGAGCUGAUUCAGGAUGUGUUUGCAGUCAUCAAGGCCACACAUGUGGCACACAUGAAGCAGAUCAAGCAAAGUGUCCUGGAUGGAACAUCCAAGUGGUCAGCCAAGAUCAGCAUCACAGUGUUAUGUGCCCAGGGCCUGCAGGCAAAGGACAAGACUGGCUCCAGUGACCCUUAUGUAACUGUGCAAGUGGGCAAGACCAAAAAACGUACCAAGACCAUCUACGGCAACCUCAACCCUGUUUGGGAUGAGAGCUUCAAUUUUGAGUGUCACAACUCAUCCGAUCGGAUCAAGGUGCGUGUGUGGGACGAGGAUGAUGAUAUUAAAUCCAGAGUGAAACAGAAGUUUAAACGAGAGUCUGAUGAUUUUCUGGGUCAGACUAUCAUCGAGGUACGAACUCUGAGCGGAGAAAUGGACGUCUGGUACAACCUGGACAAGCGUACAGACAAAUCUGCUGUAUCAGGAGCCAUUCGUAUGCACAUCAGUGUAGAGAUCAAAGGAGAGGAAACCGUGGCCCCGUACCAUGUCCAGUACACCUGCCUGCAUGAGAACCUUUUCCACUAUUUAACGGACAUCCAGAACACCGGGGUGGUGAAGAUACCAGAUGCCAAAGGUGACGAUGCCUGGAAGGUUUACUUUGAAGAGACGCCCCAGGAGAUUGUGGAUGAGUUUGCCAUGCGUUAUGGAGUGGAAUCCAUAUAUCAAGCCAUGACACACUUUGCCUGCUUGUCAUCAAAGUACAUGUGUCCCGGAGUGCCUGCCGUCAUGAGUACCCUACUGGCCAACAUCAAUGCUUACUACGCCCACACGACCCAAGCCACCAACAAUGUGUCGGCCUCCGACCGUUUUGCUGCCUCUAACUUUGGGAAAGAGCGAUUUGUGAAGCUUCUGGAUCAGCUCCAUAACUCAUUGAGGAUUGAUCUUUCCAUGUACAGGAACAAUUUCCCGGCUAGCAGUCCUGAGAGGCUACAGGACCUUAAGUCCACCGUUGACCUACUAACCAGUAUUACAUUUUUCAGGAUGAAGGUCCAAGAGCUUCAGAGUCCUCCUCGUGCCAGCCAGGUGGUGAAGGACUGUGUGAAGGCUUGCCUCAACUCCACCUAUGAAUACAUUUUUAACAACUGCCAUGAGCUUUAUAGUCGAGAAUACCAAACUGACCCCAACAAAAAAGGAGAGGUUCCUCCUGAGGAACAAGGUCCAAGCAUCAAGAAUCUGGACUUCUGGUCCAAGCUAAUCACCCUCAUUGUGUCAAUUAUUGAAGAAGACAAGAACUCCUACACCCCCUGCCUUAACCAGUUUCCCCAGGAGCUCAAUGUCGGGAAGAUCAGUGCAGAGGUUAUGUGGAACCUGUUUGCCCAAGAUAUGAAGUAUGCAAUGGAGGAGCAUGAAAAGAACCGUCUGUGCAAGAGCGCCGAUUACAUGAACCUGCACUUCAAAGUAAAAUGGCUCUACAAUGAAUACUGCAAAGAUCUGCCUUUCUUCAAGAGCCGAGUGCCUGAAUAUCCUGCGUGGUUCGAGCCAUUUGUCAUCCAGUGGUUGGAUGAGAACGAGGAGGUGUCUCGAGACUUUUUGCACGGAGCCCUGGAGCGGGACAAGAAAGAUGGGUAUCAGCAAACUUCAGAGCAUGCUCUCUUCUCCUGUUCGGUAGUGGACGUCUUCUCGCAGCUUAACCAGAGUUUUGAGAUCAUUAAGAAGCUGGAGUGUCCUGACCCACAGAUCGUUGGACACUACAUGAAGAGAUUCGCCAAGACCAUAAGCAACGUUCUGCUCUCUUAUGCGGACAUUAUCUCCAGGGACUUCCCCAACCAUUGCACAAAGGAAAAAGUGGUAAUGCCCUGUAUCCUAAUCAACAAUAUCCAGCAACUCAGGGUACAGCUUGAGAAGAUGUUUGAGGCCAUGGGAGGUAAAGAUUUGAACGUUGAAGCUAGUGACAUCUUGAAAGAACUCCAGGUGAAGCUCAACAAUGUUCUAGAUGACCUUGCAAGGAUCUUUGCCACAAGUUUCCAACCAAACAUAGAAGAAAACGUGAAGCAGAUGGGUGAUAUACUUAGUCAGGUGAAGGGUACAGGAAACGUGCCAGCAAGUGCUUGCAGCAGUGUGGCUCAAGAUGCUGACAAUGUCUUACAGCCCAUCAUGGAUUUUCUUGACAGCAACCUUACAUUGUUUGCCAAGAUCUGUGAGAAGACGGUAUUGAAGCGAGUGCUGAAGGAGCUUUGGAAGCUAGUUAUGAACACAAUGGAGAAGACGAUUGUUCUGCCUCCUUUGACUGACCAAACGGGCAGGGUGAAGCUUGCUUGUCACAGUGAUGGCACUCAGCUCAUAUUUAAUGCAGCCAAGGAGCUUGGCCAACUCUCCAAGCUGAAGGAGCACAUGGUGCGUGAGGAGGCCAAGGCACUGUCUCCCAAGCAGUGUGCAGUCAUUGAGUUAGCCCUGGAUACUAUUAAGCAAUAUUUCCAUGCUGGAGGUGUGGGGCUGAAAAAGACAUUCCUGGAGAAAAGUCCAGACCUGCAGUCUCUGCACUACGCCCUGUCCCUCUACACUCAGGCCACGGACAAACUCAUCAAGACAUUCGUUCAGUCCCAAAAUACACAGGUUCAUGGAGGGAAGGGGGUAAGGUUUACCCAUAGUGAAGACGUGUACCCAGAGAAGGGAACUGGUGUUGAUGAUGCAGUUGGAGAGGUGUCUAUCCAUGUGGAGAUCUUUACUCAUCCAAACACUGGAGAGCACAAAGUCACAGUGAAGGUGGUGGCUGCAAAUGACCUGCGGUGGCAGACCUCUGGAAUUUUCCGGCCCUUCGUGGAGGUCUACAUCAUUGGCCCUCAUCUCAGCGAUAAGAAGAGAAAGUAUGCCACAAAGUCCAAGAACAACAGCUGGGCUCCUAAAUACAACGAGACCUUUACAUUCACACUAAGUAACGAAGUGGGCCCGGAGUGCUAUGAGCUGCAAGUGUGCGUGAAAGACUACUGCUUUGCACGGGAGGACCGCACCGUUGGCAUGGCAGUGCUGCAGCUGAAAGACGUAGCACCACGUGGUAGCAUAGCGUGCUGGCUACCGCUAGGUAAACGCAUUCACAUGGACGAGACCGGCCUGACGGUACUGCGAAUCCUUUCUCAGCGCAACAACGAUGACGUAGCUAAAGAAUUUGUCAAGCUCAAGUCCGAUCAGCGCUCUGCCGAAGAGGGGCGGAGCUAAGAGCAGGAACUAACUAGCGACGCAUGGUAACUGUAUGUUUGGCGCAAACACUGCCCUCUAAUGUUGAGAUGUUGCACUAGCACAUAGAAAAAAUACACAAUAAAUAUUUAUCACUUUAAUGGCCAAUCAAGUUUGACAAAGCAGUUAUAUAUUUGUACUCAGUGCACUGCGGUUAGACCAGCCAAGUAAGGCUUGUCUAACGAGCACAAUUUGGCACAUUAGGUGAAACAGACACAAGAUAUUGUAUCUCUUAAAUGCUUGAUGGUUGUGAUGUCUUUGAUUUUUAUAAUAUAUGUUCCAAGACAAAAACCUGCCAAACGGUACUUAAAUACAAUACAUAUUUAUCUAUUUAUUUAUACAACUGCGAAACAUUUUAAAUAUAACUCUCAGCACAUAAAUGUCUCCAAAUAUAAAACAGGAAAAUAUUAUUUAUAAUGUUAGAUUUAUUAUAUCAAUAAAAUAUUAUAUUAUAGUAUUAAUGGUAAAAUAUUAUAUUUAUAAUAGUAUAUUAUUUCUAUUUUAGAGCUUAUUUAAAAAAUGUUUUAAUGCAUCUAAGAAAUGAAUUACCAGACUAAGACUAAGGCAUGUAAACACGUCAGAGUUGCUACAUAUAGUGCCAUGAUGUAAUGAUGUCGGAAAGUCCUCUUUUACGCGGCCUUCUUUUGUCAAUCAUUCCUGCACUCUUUAAAGGGUGCUUUAAUGUCAGGGUAUUAUUUCUUCACUUAAAAUAUAACAAUUUCAUCCCCUAACCUUGACAAACACACUCGUUAGUAGGGACCAAAACCUUCUUUGGAUCAGACUUUAACAUUAUGCAAACUUUUAGAAGCACAAGAAAAUUACGCAAAAUAGAUAAAGGCUUGCAGUUUAAGCAGCUACAACCAAAUACGCCUCUGAACGCAGGGUGGUUGCUUUUUUCUUGUAGCAUAAUUUUUUUUAUUAUUUAAGUUUUAAUAUUUAGCUGUGUUUUUCACACAUUUUGUGCACAACACUGUUACCACAUGGUUUUGACUCUAGACAAGUCCAAGACAAGUCAAACCUCAUUCCAGUUUCUCGAAUUUUACAAAUAUUGUUGUUUUGAUUGCAUUUCGUCAAGUUCAACCCUGUUACCUGUUAAGUUAUUAUAAGAAAAACAAUAUCAAUCAAAUGUUUCUCGUUAAUUUAUGGAAAAUGUAUUUAUCAAUAAAUAUAAACCAACAGUUUUGGGUGUAAUCCAUUUGCAAAGUAAUUAGUAAUUACUUUUUUAGUAAAAAAAAAUAGGUAAUGCAUUACAUUUUAAAUACUUGUAAUCAGAUUACAGUUACUAACUUUCCAUUAACUGAAUUACUUUUAAGUACAUUAUAGGGUUAUGCUUAUUUCUAACAUAUUAUUUAUGUAUUUCUCGUAACGAGUCAUUGUGAAGUGUGUAACAUUGAACAAGAAAGAAAUAUAGACAUUAUUGUGAAUUUGUUGAGCAAAAGUGUUUUAGAAAGUAACUUAGUGAAAGUAAAGUAAUAAGCAAUGUGAUUACUUUUUCAAUUAUGCAGUUAGUAAAGUAAUCUGAUUACAAUUUUAGAUAAAUAAUUUGUAAUUUGUAGUGAAUUACUAUUUUUAAGUAUCUUGUACUGACUACACUGGUACUAAACUAGCAAGCGCAUACUAAGUGAUAGCUUAAUUUAGGCUAUAUUUGCAACCCUGUUACUUGAAACUGUUAGCCAUUCAGCCACGAGUGUAAAUUUGGCUUGAACUUU
This is a messenger RNA of Xyrauchen texanus (razorback sucker), 6940 nucleotides long. RefSeq names its product unc-13 homolog A (C. elegans) (gene unc13a). Gene Ontology annotation, biological process: presynaptic dense core vesicle exocytosis; synaptic vesicle priming; dense core granule priming. The record is from RefSeq and is a predicted model, not a curated record. The transcript has 43 exons. Gene Ontology annotation, cellular component: terminal bouton; synaptic vesicle membrane; presynaptic membrane. Lineage: Eukaryota; Metazoa; Chordata; Actinopteri; Cypriniformes; Catostomidae. Gene Ontology annotation, molecular function: diacylglycerol binding; calcium ion binding; phospholipid binding. Bases 102 to 5213 code for a protein of 1703 amino acids.